Melanotaenia boesemani (Boeseman's rainbowfish) is the source of this 5218-nucleotide messenger RNA. It is a transcript of the gene itga4, whose product is annotated as integrin alpha 4. Lineage: Eukaryota; Metazoa; Chordata; Actinopteri; Atheriniformes; Melanotaeniidae. Gene Ontology annotation, molecular function: integrin binding. Gene Ontology annotation, cellular component: external side of plasma membrane; integrin complex. Gene Ontology annotation, biological process: cell adhesion mediated by integrin; cell-matrix adhesion; integrin-mediated signaling pathway. The record is from RefSeq and is a predicted model, not a curated record. The coding region runs from base 338 to 3481 and encodes 1047 amino acids. The transcript has 29 exons.
GUCCUCGCGCGCUCAGUCAGUGCUUAGUGUUCAUUCAAAUGAAAGAAGUUUACUUUUCGCUAAUUAUUUCUUCUUUUAUUCUGUUGUAUUUUAAUUUUUAUCUCAGAUAAAGUUUCUCUCUGUUCAAAGGAUAUAACAGCCUCGCGCGCAGCCGGUUUACGCACGAGACAGCGAAGAAGUGAGGAGCAACAGGAGGUUUUAUGAAAGUCACGCUUUGAACGAGGAGGGUUUGAGGAGAGUAGCCCAACAAAGUGCGGCUCUUUUUAAACCAAGUGGACGCCCGGUCUGACCCGGGAGACCUGCUGUCUGACACCGGAGAAGCUCCCAGCUGAGCGGUAUGAUGACGUCCGAAACUUUGACCGUUAGUCGUUUGUCCACUAACAUGCGCUCCACAAGGGACAGCGUGGUGCUCUUUAACCAGAUCCGAAUCCUGGUUCAGGUCCUGAUCCUGGUUUGUCCUGCCACAGGUUACAGUCUGGAUCAGGAACACAGCCUAGAAUUCAACGGCCCCCCUUCUUCCAUGUUUGGAUAUUCAGUACUGCUGCACCGCCACAGAACUCACAGCUGGCUGGUAGUCGGAGCUCCAGUUGCAAACCUGUCUUCAAGGCCAUCACUUCGAUCUCCAGGAGCUGUUUUUCGCUGCAACAUCACAGCUGAGCCCCAUCAUUGCCACCCUAUGCCUGCUGAAGUGUCAAACUGUGGGAAGACAUGUGAAGGUGAGAGUGAUAAUCAGUGGCUGGGCGUCAGCUUGUCAAGACAACCUGGAGAAAACGGACAUGUCCUGGCAUGUGCUCACCGGUGGAAGAACAUCUACUUUUCCAGAAAAGAUAGCCAGAGCAACAAGCUGCCCAACGGGGUCUGCUUUCGCUAUGGCAGCGACCUGAGACACUCACAGCCCUUCAUCCCUUGCUAUAGAGACCACCACAAGAAUUUUGGUAAAGAUUAUGGAUCAUGCCAAGCGGGUAUUUCCAACUUUCUAACGGAGGAUUUGGUCAUCAUGGGGGCACCAGGAACAUCUUAUUGGACAGGUUCAGUUCUGGUCUACAACACAUCCAGUAGAGGGAUAUCAGCGUAUCUGGAUGAUGAAACUGGAGUUGUCAGCUUUGGGAGCUAUUUGGGUUACUCUGUUGGAGCUGGUCACUUCCUGGGCCCUUCUUCUUUGGAGUUGGUGGGUGGAGCUCCACAAUACAUCCAGAGAGGCAAGGUCUUCAUCUUUACAAUAGACAAAAACCUGCUGCGUAUCAUCUCUGAAGUGUCUGGAAAAGAACUGGGAUCUUACUUUGGCUCCAGUGUUUGUGUGGUGGAUCUGAAUGCUGAUGGCCUGUCAGACCUGUUGGUGGGUGCUCCCAUGGCAACAGGCACCAUCAGAGAGGAGGGAAGUGUGCAUGUGUACAUCAACCAGGGGCAGGCAAAACUAGUGGAGACAGAGUUUCAGCUGAGAGGCAGCAAUGCUUACGCUGCCCGGUUUGGAGAGACUAUAGCAGACCUUGGAGACCUGGAUGAUGAUGGUUACCCAGAUGUGGCCAUUGGUGCCCCACAGGAAGAUGAUCUUAAAGGAGCCGUCUACAUUUACAAUGGCAGGAAGGAGGGCAUUUCACCAACUCCGUCUCAGAGGAUUACUGGAUCCUCCCUGGGUCGUGACCUGCUGAUGUUUGGACAGUCACUAAGCUCUGGCACUGACAUUGAUGAUAAUGGCUACCAAGAUGUGGCGGUUGGUGCUUUCCUGUCCGACUCAGCUGUUGUUCUCAGGACCCGUCCAGUAAUACAGGCGAAGGCAUUUUUGAUGCUUCCUGAUCAGAUUGACCAGCAAGUAGCACUGUGCCAAGACCAUAGACCUCCGACUGUCUGCUUCAACGUAACUAUCUGCUUCAGUGUCACAUCCAGACGUUUCAGAGGAGCUAUAGACCUUCAGUAUAAUUUGACUUCUGAUGUCCUCCAUAAACCGUCCUUCCCUCAUCGCUUUUAUUUCCACGGUAACGGUUCAUCAAAUAGCACAAGGGGCCGUGUAAGAGCUCGCCAUGGCCAUCUCACUUGUGCCACACAUGUGGCCUAUCAAAGGAAAGAUGUGAAGGACAUUUAUACUCCAGUUAAGUUUGAGGUUUCCUAUGGUCUCAGAGAAACAAGCACCCAUAGAGUCUCCACCAAAGUCUUCCCUCCACUGAAACCAAUUCUGCAGAAGAGUGCGGGACAUCACAAUACCAUCACCAACCAGACUCAGUUUGCUCGUUCCUGCUCCCUGGUGAACUGUUCAACCAACAUGCAGCUGAGAAGUGAACUUGUGCUGUCAAAUCAACAGGAUUACUUUGCUCUGGGCUCUUCACAAACGAUCAUACUUAAUACCUCUCUUCUGAACUCUGGAGAUGACGCCUUCCUGCCUCGACUGACACUACGAUUUCCCAAGUAUAUUCACUACAUCAAAGUUCUGCAAAAUCAGCAGGAAAACGUGGUCAGUUGUGAUGUUACAGAGAAGAUCAACUCUACAGAAGUGAGUGUUGACUGCAGCGUCACCAGCCUUGUACUUCCAGCCCACUCACAGCUGAAUUUGAGCUUUCUGUUGGAUGUCAGUCAGAACAGCACACCUGGUGAUAUCAGCAUUUACAUCAACACCAGCAGUGAUAACUAUGAGCUGGAGGAGUUACGCCAUGACAAUGCGAUGAGGCAAACCCUUCGUCUCAAAUACGGAGUCAGUGUCAACAUCCAUGGUUUUGUGACUCCCACUUCUUUUGUAUUUGGAGAUGAAGACGUGAUUCCAGCUGACUGCUAUCCCGAAAAAUUCAACUACACAUACAAGGUGUUAAACUCUGGUCCCAGUAGGUCAGUGGACACUGUGGUUGAAAUUGGGCUGCCCAAGACCCUCGCCCCCUACCCACACAGGUUGUUGCAAGUGGUUGACUGGCAGACUUCACAUGGUUCAUGUUCGAUCAGUGGCACGACUGAAUCAGUUAUCGACAACUGUGAUGUCCCUCAGGCGUCCUUCAUCAGACAACUCCUCUUCUUCUUUUCUCCCACCUCCACCCGCACAAUGUUUUGUAUCAACAAAGAUCCGCUGUGUGAGUGGUUGGUGUGUCGUCUCGGCAACCUGGAUGCAGGAAGAGAUGCUACCAUCCAACUGGAGAUCAACCUAAACCCUGCUGUGCUGCUGCAAGCUCCGGGUCGUCACGCAGUCAUGAGGUUGCAGAGCACAGCAAUUAUGUCAUCUCCCAGAGAAGACCCUCACACCCUCCUCAUCCAGGAUCAGCCAAUCGCACAGGUGGUGGUGGAAGCUGAUUUUACCCAGAAACCCUCAAUGGCUGUGAAAAUCUUCAUCAUUGUCAUCAGUUUAGUUUUAGGGCUGAUAAUCCUGACAGCUCUCAUCUUUUGUCUGUGGAAGGCUGGUUUCUUUAAGAGAAAUUACCAGAAACAGAUAGAGGAGGAAGAGUUCAAGAGAGACAGCUGGGACUAUGUUCCAAAACUGGACAAGAAAAGAGAGAGCACCAUCUAACCCGGACUGCUGCCUCCUGUUGUGACCUCUGACCACAGAAUAUGAGGUGGAGUUUACAUUGUAACUGAGCAACAGUUUCAGUGAGGCAUUCAGUCAGUGCUGAUGACAUGGCUGAGACGCCGUUUACUGCAGAUGAACAUCAUUCACCCAGAAGGUUGGAGUGUGACGGACAAUUGCACCUGAAUCUGACCGUGGCCUUUCAGUCUAUUUUGUCUGAUGUGCCUUUACAACAAAAUAACAUCAUUUUGUUUGUAUUUAACAAACAAAAUAGCUUAAAUGUAAAAAAAAAAAGACUGCUGCGUUGGAUGGAUGGAAAAAGUUGUGCAAGAAACAUGAAUUUGAAGCAGUCGAUUCUGGACCAAUCAGAAAGGUUUGGGGCUUGGGAGAUGUGAAUUUCACUCUGAAGAGAAAACAAACCAAAGAAAAAGACUUUCUGGUAAUGUCAGAGGAUGGAAACCUAACUUCUGAUUGGCUCAUAACUCUGGAAAACUUUGUUUUUGUCUGUAUAGAUUGACUAUAUUUUGUUUACCUGCUCACCAGAACACACACAGCGAAACUCACUGGUUGUGUUGCACCAUUUGACACCUACAGGUCCCACUGGAUGUUGUCCAGACAGAAGGUGAUGACUAAAGGUGUGCAGGUAGCAGAACACAAUACAACUGCUGUGCUCUGAAGGCUGGCGAAGUUGGAGACAGAAAAUCUUUUCCCCUUUAAAGGGUCAUAAUUUAAACUCAGAAUUUUAUGGCUCAUACUUAUGAAAGUCAGUUAAAUCUAUGCAUAUUUUUUCUAGUAGUCACUCAGAUUCAGCUGUCUCGGCAGCACCAAGAUCUCCAAUGUAUUUAGUACAGAAAAGAUUGAAAUUGUAAAGAAAACACCCCUAUAGGCUGAUCACCAGCACUUGAUAUGAAGUAAAAAAAAUAAAAAAAAAUAAGAGGGUGAUCACACCAACAGACUGGAUGUAUAGGAACAAUGAGCAGCUACAGAUGUUUUGAAUCAAAGUGGGAAAAGAUUACCGUUAGAAAAGGUUUGCUUCUUGAGAAGCUUCUCUUGGGAAAAUCAUGUCAAUACAAGAAUUAAUUUUUAUUUAAUUUAUAUGGUGCUUUUCAAGAUAGUUUGUGUGAAUUUCAAGCUAAACUUCAGGGUGAAAAUGCUGUAAAAGAUGCAGCAGAAUCAACAAACCACUUGAGCCACAGGGUUAAAUAAUGGAGGGUGACUUGAUAUCAGCAUUUAAAAAUAUGUUUAAUAGAAAUGUGUUAAAAUUAUGGUUUUAACCUUUUGCAUUCUGUGAAUGCAAGCUGUUAAAAGAGAUAUUACCCCUUCCUUCAGUUUAUGUAGUAGAACUAGUGAUCACACAGACAGUUGUUCAGUGUUUUAAAAUUUACUUUUUUCUUUUGAGAAUUUUUUUAUGCACUGGAGAGUCACACUGCUUUUAUAAAAACUUUUCUAUUGAAAUUAAAGAUUUCUAUUUAAAGAACAAGUUUUUUUUAUUAUUAUAAUCACAUCAUCACAUAAAUAAUAAUAAAAAAAAGUCUUAAAAGAAAACGCUCAAAAACAUUCAAAUAGAAAACUUUCACAUAAAUAAUCUAUCCAGUCUGAUUGUGGUUGGAACAAUAUUAAAUGAAAAAGAGCUGUUCACUGGUUUUAUUUAAUUAUUAAGAAUUAAACUAUGAUGUCAGUCAAAAAAAUAAUAAUUUGAUCACAUAAAGAAAUAAAUCUUUGUUUUCUGCCACUGAAUUA